Molecule: messenger RNA, 1619 nt
Organism: Stegastes partitus (bicolor damselfish)
Lineage: Eukaryota; Metazoa; Chordata; Actinopteri; Pomacentridae
Exons: 6
Coding region: 485-1252 (255 amino acids)
Source: RefSeq, a predicted model, not a curated record
AACAAAAGUCCAAAUUUGCAUUCAUUUCAAGAAAAGGAAUCUAAAUAUUGGAUGUCAGCUUUAAAACAUUUGUCAUUUUGUUGGUAGUCAAAGGUUUUCAUUGAAGGGAUGUGCUGUCAUCACUCCCUACAAAAAAUACAAUAAAAUACUGUCAACAGCCUGAAAAAAAUCAACUUUGGCCACGUUUUUAAGAAUUAUGUUUAAUAAUCAGGGUAUUACUGAUAAACGAACAAACCUCCCUGUAAAAACCUUCAGAACAUAGACAGUAGGUCAUGUAUGGUGAGCCUCAGCCAGCUGUCAGCUCUGUUUAACUGAACAAAACCAGCGUGGUGUCACCGCACAGACCCGGAUGUGUAAACAACAAACACAGUGGUGCGGACCGAUCCAGUCAACAACAGGGGUCGUUACUGGGCGUCUGCGGGACCGGGGUGAAGGGGAGGGACAGUAAUAGUCCACAACAUCAUCUUAUUAAUGAGAGGGAGAGAUGGCCGAGAAGCGGCCAAAGAGGAUCAGAUCAGCGGAGCACAAGCAGAAGAAGAAACAUUACGACCAGAGCCGAGCCAAGACCCGCAUCAACAUCGGCGAAGCGUUCCAGCGGUGGAGAGACCUCCGGGAGCUGAAAGGCAUGAAGACGGACGCGGAGGUGGCUGUGUUUCUGCUCGAUAGUUACCUUCGGACCAAGUCAGAGAGUCGAGCUGAACGAUCGAGCUUCAAAAGGAGCUCUUCAACUGAAACCUGUGAAAGUGUGCACUAUGAAUACCCGUUUAUGAUGAGUUCAUCAAAUGAGUCUGAGCAGGAAACUUCUGUCCAGUCGUCUAAAAAUGGAAAGGAGAUGCAGAAGUCAGACGCUGCUCGCCAAAGACCAAAGAGUGAGGAUGAGUGGCGGCCAAUCAGACGGUCAGAAAAUAAAGUAAACGGAGUUGAAGAAGAAGAGGAGGAAGAAUUCAGCACUUCAUUAAGUGUGGGAGACGGACGCUACCUGGUGGAUUUGGGAAGCUCGUCAGAGUUCAUCGUGGACGAAGAGUGCAUCCUCCAGCUGUUCAAGUCGUGCCGGGAGUGCAACGGACAAUGCACGGUGAGAAAACACGUGAAAGGACUGAAGCUGGUUGUUUACCAGGCGUGUCGCUUCUGUCAGAGCCGCAGUAAAUGGACUAACCUGCCUGAUGACGAUGACAGAGACGAUAGUGAUUCCCAGGUUAAUGACAAACACGGACAGAACACAGCGAUGUCACCAGGCAGUAAUACCAGCUGAAACAGGAAUGCGUUUCAGGUGAGCCUGGACCGGACGAAGCAGCUGAACUUGUGCUGCUUUCUCUGCACCGUCGAAGCCAUCAGCACCUUCUCUGUAUGUUUUCCCACUUCAUUCAUUCUCUGAUGCAUCCACACAUGCAAGCAGGACUGUGGCGACCUCAGCCGGCUAUAGCUAACCAUGGGGAAAGACUGUGACCGGCAGGUAAGAGAAGAGCUCCAGUGUUCGGUUGAAUCACUGUUGGGUUCUCUGGUGCUUACCACAGGUGCAUGCUUAAAACUCACCUGGGCUGCUGGAGUCGAUCACCUGGUUUGAAAACAGGCUGCACUAACCACAGUUAAAUAAAUGGUUGUAUUGGCCAAAAAAGAAA